AAAAAAGAUUACACUACAGUCAGCAGAUCACAACUGGAACAGUUGAGAUUAGAAGAGAGGAGGGAAUUUGAAGUUUUCUUUUAGUACAUCUUUGUUAAUCUUAUUCUUCGAAUUUGAAUCUCCCAAAACCUUAUUAUCUGAUCACAUAUAUCUCAAGAAGAUGAAGAAUAGCGAGAGAAAUUAUUCAGUCACCAGAAGUUAAAAGGUAUCGAUUUAGAUCUUCGAGCCCACGACAGAAAUACCUUUGACGUGAGCUGCAGAUUUGUGGGAACCUAACGAAAAAGAAGGGGGAAAAAUGAUACGGUGGCUCAAGAAAUUACAGGUCGCAUUUGGGGCUUCUUUUUUAUGGCUGGUUUGCCUGAUUUACUUCACCCAGGGUUUUAGAUCAUUCGUAUGGACAGCGGUGUCAUAUCAGCUAAAAGACAAGCUAAAGUUAUCGCCUUCUGCAUCUCAGUUUGUGACCUCAGUAGCCUUUUUCCCAUGGAGCAUCAAGCCAAUAUAUGGGUAUGCUCCUUACUAUGUUUCCAGUGAAAUGACAAGUAAAGUAGAACAUUAUGGUUUUCAUCAACUGCAUGAUAUGAAGGUGCUAUUGCUAAUCGUGUCGGAUUGCAUACCAAUUCGAGGAAGGAAAAGGAUCCCUUACUUGGUGAUUGCAACAUUGCUGUCUCUUUUCCCGUGGCUCCUCUUGAGCAUCAAUGAAUCCUUAAGGGGCUCCCAAAUUUCUUUCAUGAUUUUUUUGACAUUGCAAAACUUGGGCUCUGCAAUGGCUGAUGUUGUGAUUGAUGCAAUGAUAGCUGAGGCUGCAAGACUUGAGAGAGCCUCUUUUGCUGGAGAUCUUCAGUCCAUAUCAUGGAUGGCAAUGGCCGUGGGAGGAAUCUUUGGGAGCUUACUUGGGGGAUAUGCUCUAACCAAUCUACAAAUAGAUAAAAUAUUCUUGCUUUUUUCAGCCUUACAAGCCAUACAGCUGUUUUCAUGUGGUUUAGUUGAGGAAAGUUAUGUGGACAGUAUUGUUUCUUCCGAACACUCUAGUUCAAACGGUGUUAACGGAAAAGAUUACCAGGAAGAUACUUCCAAGAGCCAGUACAGUACUUCCUCCAAGAAGUCCAAGAAUAAUAUUUCGAGGCGAAAGAGGAACCAUAAAAGUGAAAAAGCGAGAUCUGUGACUGAACAUAAUUUUCAGGGCCCUGAAGCCCAGAGAUCCGUUGCACGUACAUGGCUCCAGUCUCUGAAACUGGCUUCAUAUUCAUUGUUUGGGGCUUUUCGUCAGCCUAUGAUUUUGAGGCCUAUGUCGUGGUUUUUCCUGGCACACGUGACUGUCCCAAACCUCUCAACGAUCAUGUUCUAUUACCAGUCGGAAACCCUCAAAUUGGAAGCCUCCUUCUUGGGCACGACACGUGUCGUCGGCUGGUUGGGCCUCAUGUUUGGAACCGUGAUCUAUAACCGCUUCUUGAAGAGGAUGAGAUUGCGUAGGAUUCUCUUAUGUGCUCAAAUUGGCUUGUCCCUAUUGAGUCUUUUGGAUGGGGUUCUUGUGUCAAGAUCACAUCUUACAGUAGGCAUAUCAGACAAGGUUAUGGUGCUUUUUGGGUCCGCUCUUGCAGAUGGCAUCAAUCAAUUUAAGUUCAUGCCAUUCCUGAUCUUAUCAGGGCAACUUUGCCCGCCUGGUAUAGAAGGAACUCUAUUUGCACUCUUUAUGUCUAUUAACAACUUGGGCUCAACAAUCGGAUCUUUUGUGGGUGCUGGGCUGGCUUCGAUUCUUAAUAUUUCUUCCGGAAAUUUCGAGAACCUUCUUUCCGGCAUCAUUAUUCAAUUCCUGUGCACUUUUAUUCCGGUUGCUUUUCUAUUUUUUAUACCAAAAGAAGCUACAGGAAUAUCAGCAUAGAUUUAGAAAAAUAACCAAAAGAGGUUAUAGCACAAAGUUUGCUGCCUUGGUCUUUUUGUCUCAACCAGCAGUUUAGAUGCAGAAAUCAAACUAGUGAAAAUUGAAAAACAAGUAAUUGAUUUACUUACGUGUAUUGUUAGCCUGAAAUCUAUUCGGUCCUCUGUAACCCCAGUGAUGUUUUAGUUGAUGAAAAUCCUUUAUUGUGAUGCGGACAAGAAUGAAACCUUCAAUUUUCUGUUAUUGAAUCUAUUUGGGUUAUUUGCAUAA
Molecule: messenger RNA, 2146 nt
Organism: Striga asiatica
Lineage: Eukaryota; Viridiplantae; Streptophyta; Magnoliopsida; Lamiales; Orobanchaceae
Source: the annotation of a GenBank genome assembly